CAUUUUGUCGUGCGUGUACUACAUAUCCCAGAGUUCUUAUCGCCAACGCCGUUCCAGUAUUCGAAACUGCCAACUAUCGCUGUCUCCUGCUGUCUUAUUAAUCAUAAUAGUUGAACCUUUCUGGGCAAAAUGGCGGAUCGAAAGCCGUGUAAGGUGUGCAACUUUACACGCCAGAAGUCAUACGGCUUGGUUGUUCCGUCGCUUGAGGAGUUGAAGGUAAAAGGAAGUGCGUUUCUUGGUCUCACCCCACAUGACCCCGUCACAGUGGUCUUAGAAGACGAUGGGACAAUAGUUGAGGACGAGGCGUAUUUUUGGUGUUUACCCUUAAACACAAAGUUCAUGCUGCUGCAUGACAAGGAGACAUGGUCACCACUUCGCAGGGUUGAUGGCGGCACAGCAUGGAUGGCGAGGGAUUCCAUGAUGCUUGAGAGCGACGUUGUGGACACAGCUUGUGUCGUCGCACCUUGGUGGGGCUUGGCCUUACAGCUGAAACAGGACCUGACAAGCGUCAUUCUUAUGUCUGAGGAAGACUUACAGAGCUUAGUGGAUGUCCCCUGCCCUGAGCUAGCUUCUGCUCUCGGCUUCCAAGAAAAGAAGACGGAGAACCUUCAAGAAACACUGCAGAGGGUUUUGGAUCGGCGUGAGGAGGAGAGGCAAUCGAAAGAGUUGCUCCAGCUCUUCCUCAAAGCAGUAGAGAAAGAAGACGUACAGUCACACCAGGAGACCAGGCGACCUAGCGAGGGAGCAAUGAAUAUAGGUUUGGAUGCACCUGAUGGAAUGGAGGUGGAUCAAGCAUCUGGAUUCAUUUCCAGGACUUUGAUGGUCCUGAAAGGUAAAACAAGCCCAGAGACCAGACUCUCCACUGAAGAUCUGCAGAUGGUGGUGGCCAAAGGGGUCGAAGCUAUGCAGCAGGUCCUACACUGGGACCAAGUCAAGACAUCGGCGCUGCUUCAAGACUGCGAGUCCGAGCUAAAGCAACGUCUUCACCAGAUUCAGGCUGCUCAGUCUAUGAAGGGCAACACGCCGCUGUGUGACAACAGCCAGCCAUCUAAUGAAAAGAACAGCGAGGAGAACUAAGGAACACGCCGACUCAAAGGGGGAAUUAGUCUGUUACCAUAUCUGAGCACAGACUCAUAAGCGACUACACUGACCGCUUCAGGGCCACCAAAAUGAUUUUUUUUACUGGGUUACAGAUACUAUUCCUUACUGCAGGAGCUCAUGUAAAUGUAAACAAUGUUGAUGUUUGUAGCAUUUGGCACAACUUUCAAACCACUUUAAAAGCUUUUGUCUCGAGCUGAAGUGGAGGGCUUUGCACAAAUCGUGUCUUUAUCAAACAACUGACAAUAUUUCUUAUUUGGAUGAUAGCAGGCUACAUUACGUGCAUCUGUGUGAAAUCCAAUGUGUAACAGUUGUUGUCUGCUGACUUGUGAGAGAGUAUAUUUUUCUUCACCGUUGAUCCACUUUAUUACCUAGGUACAGUUGACUUGUCCUUACAAAUGUGAAGAAAUCCAGCUCGGAGCCCCAGAAUCAGAUGUUUCAGUUCUGUUUUUCUUGAUCAAGACCAGUCAUUGUUAAAUACUGAGAGUAUUUUCAUGGAAUAUUAUGAUAACUCACUGUUUUCCCAUUCAUCCCUAUAGAGUGCCAUUACAGUCAGCCUUUCUUUUUCUAUAUUCACUAGAGUCACAAGUGAGCUGCAGCCUAUUCGAGCUGACUUUAGGCAAGAGGUGGUGUACACCUUGAACAGGUGACCAAACAGUAACUGGACACAUAAACCAUUUACAUGCCCAUUUUUCCACAGACAAUUUAGUUUCUUCAAUUUUUUUAUUGUGUCUUCAGUUUACCUAUAGUAUAAUGGGAAUUUUUGGAUUGUGGGUGAAAGAUGGGGUGCCACGGAAGCACUGUGAGAAUAUGUAAAUGCCAUACAGAAGCGCCUGAGGAGCCAAGAUUCAAACUCAGAACUUUGACUUUAAGACAGACGUGUAACACUGUACUGGGUGAUUCCGAUCCACUUCAGUGUACAAAUUUGUGGUUUUGUAGUAAUCAGAGCUUGGGCAGGUGUGAUCGCUUCUGUGUUCCUGUUUUUAUUUCCAAGUAAUGACGUUUUCUUGUCACUCAUAUUUUACAUGGGUUUCUGUGCUCUCUGUGAGCAACAGUAUUUCUAAAAUAUAUAGUAUGUAAAUAUUGAUUAUAUACAGUAGGGUUCAAAAUAAUAGCAGUCCAAUGUGACUAACAUGAUUAAGUCACGUUUUCUGUUUGCUACACGUCAAGUUACCAAUAGGUACAGUAGAUUCUCAGAAACCAACAAGACUCAGCAUUCAUGAUACAGUAUGCGUACUGUUAAGACUCUGCAAGUGGGCAAUUUGUUGAAAGGGGUGUGGUGGGAAAAAAAAUACCAGUCUGGCAUUCAAUAAGUGAGGUAAUCAGUUUUGUGAAAAAUAGGUGGCCCCUAUUUAAGGAUGAAGCCAGCACCUGUUGAACAUGCAUUUCUCCUUGAAAGUCUGAGUAAAUGGGUCGGUCAACACACUGUUCAGAAGAACAGCGCACUUUGAUUAAACGUUUGACUGGAGAUGGCAAACCUGAUAAAGAGGCGCAAAACAUCAUAGGUUGUUUAGAUAAAAUGCUCUCUAUUGCCUUAAAAGGGAGAGCAAAACCAGAGACGCAUGGCUCAAAAUGGAUGGCAGAAUGGCAAAUCCUUAGCCAAUGAUCAGAUCCAGGAUGAUCAAAGACAAUGUGGAGUUACCUGUAAGUACUGUGACAGUGAGGAGACGUCGGUGUGAAGCUAAUCUAAUUACAACAAUCCCCUGCCAAGUCUCUUGGUUAAAAAGAAGGCAUGUGCAGAAGAGGCUAAGAUGUGCCAAAGAACACAUAAACUGUCCUAAAGAGAAAUGGAACAUUUUUUAGACUGAGAGUAAAAUUGUUCUUUUUUGGUUCCAUGAGCCACAGACAAUUUGUGAGACGACCUGCAAACGCUGAAUUCAAGCAUGUGAAGCAUGGUGGUGGCAAGCACCAUGGUAUGGGCAACUUCCUCCUACUGUUGUGUUGGGCCUAUUUAUUGCAUACCAGGGAUCAUGGAUCGGUUUGCAUAUGUCAAAAUACGUUCUUGUUGGUUUUCUGACAAUCUACUACACCUACUGGUAACUUGUUUGAUGUGUAGCAAUAAAAAAAUAUGUACUGAAAACUUGGAUUAAUAUGGUUCGUUACCAUGGACUGCUAUUAUUUUGAACACAACUGUAUUUGUAUAAAGCUUGACCUUGCUGGAGAUAGUGUUAUAGUUGAGUGCACUGACUAAUUUAUCAUUUUCUUAAUAAAGAGUUGGACAAGAUAAGAUGUUAAUUUCUUAUGUCCAAGCUUCAUUGC
Syngnathoides biaculeatus (alligator pipefish) is the source of this 3357-nucleotide messenger RNA. It is a transcript of the gene dffa, whose product is annotated as DNA fragmentation factor, alpha polypeptide. The coding region runs from base 130 to 1077 and encodes 315 amino acids. Gene Ontology annotation, biological process: apoptotic process; regulation of apoptotic process. The record is from RefSeq and is a predicted model, not a curated record. Lineage: Eukaryota; Metazoa; Chordata; Actinopteri; Syngnathiformes; Syngnathidae. The transcript is spliced from 6 exons.